This is a messenger RNA of Chenopodium quinoa (quinoa), 6571 nucleotides long. RefSeq names its product myosin-9-like. The transcript has 9 exons. Bases 1739 to 2821 code for a protein of 360 amino acids. The record is from RefSeq and is a predicted model, not a curated record. NCBI's taxonomy places the organism in Eukaryota, Viridiplantae, Streptophyta, Magnoliopsida, Caryophyllales, Amaranthaceae.
UCAUAUGAUUUUUUGGCAUGUUGAGAAUGGUGGUAAAUCUGUCAUGACUCAAGUUUCUGAAAUGAGUUCAAGAUCUUGUCAAUUCACCUGAAAAUGGCUUUAUCAAGCCACCAGCAAAUAGAGUGGUAUCAAAUUAGGUACAAUUAUGUCCUUCCUGGUGUAUACUUCUCAGUUCUCAAUGCUAAAAAUUUCAUCGUAUGGCUUUUGAAAAGCAUAUGGAUCAAUCAGAACUUUGUUUUGUUACUGCUUUCUUGACUACAAUAUACUUUCAACCUUAUUAAUUUGUUUGAAUGAGUAGGGAGAUUGAGCAAAUACAUGUGCAGGAAGAAAUCGACCUACUGUUAUUGGCUGGAAAUUGCUUUCCCUGGUGGUUAAUGGACCAAUUUGCCUCAUUUAAAAGGCUUACCUCUACAUAUGUUAAGCCACCAUUCCCUUCAGAUUGUGGUGCUUGUCGUGUCAGUGUUAUGGUUGGAGUGCAGCAUAACAAGUAAGAGGAGAAUUGUGUGUAGCUAGCUGAUUGUUGCGAUUUUGGGUGUUUGAGGGAAGUAGGAGUUUGGGCGGCUGAUUGGCUGCUGCGCGGUGGCUCGGUUGGGAGUAGGGGCAGCAAGGGGGAAGCGUGGGAUAUUCAUGAAAGCAUAUAUUUUCUCAACUAGAAGGAACAAGGUUCUCAACUUAGCUUGCUAGCAAAGGAUUUUGGGUCAUUUGAUUAUUUUUCAAGCGAGUUCCUGAUCGAUGGAAGUACACUCAGCCUUGUAGUUUCUGAUGAACAGAAAAAUGUUCAGGUCUUUGAACAUUAUGGCUGGAAUGGAAAUAGAGACAGAAGUGGAACACUGGAAGAAUGUAGCAGUGCCAGACUGACUUGAUGGGGAAUAAUAAUGAGAUGGUAAACCUGUAUGGAUUACUUAUGACAGAAAUAAUGACUUGAGGUCAAGUAUUGUGAUUAUUAAUGGAAGAUGAAACUCAACAAACUAUAGAGGUGCUAGUGGUGGAAGUCAAGGAUAAGCUUGCUAGUGUUACGGAGCCAAUUGAGGAAAAUGGUAAUAAAGAAGAAAAAGAAAGCUCUCUGGAUGAUGGAGAGUUCAUUAAGGUCGAGAGAGAACCUGUGGAAAUGAGAGAUAGGUUUCGAGAUGUUGAAGUAAAUGUGGAAGAAAGCAAAUCAUCUGUUAGUGAAUCUAGCAGAAAAGUCCUUGAAGCACUGGAGUAGAUAAACGAGCUUGAGACUGAAUUAGAAAGAGUGGCUGCUGCAUUAAACGAUUCUGAGUCACAGAAUGCAAAUUUGAAAAAUGAGGCCUUAUCGACUGAAGUAAAGCUGCAAGAAUGUGGGAAGAAGUAUGAAACUCUUGAACCGAAUCACAAGAAGUUGCAGGAGGAGAUGGUAGAGACUGAAAAUAACUUCAAUGAAAAGCCGAAGUCUUUGCAAGAUACUUUGGAAGAUCAUGAAACUAAUCAAAAGGAUUUUUCUGGCGUUAAAGAAUCAUUUGAAAGUCUUAAUCUUGAGUCCAAAAUCUCAAAGAAGAAAAUAGAGGAGUUGGAGCAAGAAUUACCUUCUCGUGCAGCAGAAUUAGAAAAUGUAGUAAAAUCUUCUCACUCCAUAAUUGAGGUUGCUGAGAAAAACAUGGGUGACCUUGAAUCGCUGCUGGAAGAAAAGAAGCAGAAAAUUGAAGAGCUUGAAGUGAAUAUAAGCUCACUGGAGUAAAAAUGCGGGGAUCCUGAAGCUGAAUCAAAAAAAUAUUCAGGCAUGGUAUCUGAACUCACUGGAAAAAUCGAGAAGUUCCGAUCUUUAAUGUUGAACCUUGAGAGUGCACUUCAAACAGCAAGUGAAAAGGAAGUGGGACUGAUGGAAUCUUUGAAUGUAAUGAAAGUAGAGAAACGAAGUUCAGAAGAAGCAUUGGAGAAUUCCACUAAAAAGCUUCGGGAAGCUGAAAAUUUGCUUGAAUCAUUGUGUGGUGAAUUGUCUCUUACACAGGAGAAACUAGAAAGCAUUGAAAAUGAUCUAAAGGGCUCUGGACUAAGGGUGUGUGUAAUUAUGGAAAAGCUGAAAGCUGCUGAGGAUCAAUUAGAGGAGCAAGUGAGAGCAAUAGAGGAAGCAACUGCGAGUAAAAUGCAUUUUGAAUCUUUACACGAGUCUUCUACUAGGGACUUUGAGGUAAAAAUGCAGGAGACAAUGGCAAAUUUCAGCGAAAAGGAGUCUGAGGCUAACUCAUUGUCUGAGAAAUUUAAGAUUCUUGAAGAUAAGGUACAAAGUUAUGAAGAACAGGUCGGUGAAGAAGCACUGAAGGCUGCAUCUCUAACAGAAGAAUUGCAUCAGAGUGUUGCUAAGGUAGAUUCCUUAGAAAGCUCUAAUGAAGAGCUUAAAAAGAUGAUUGAGGAAGCUGAGGGUGAAGUGGCACAAUCUCUUUCAGAGAAGGAACUUUUGGUGGAAAAAAACUCACAGACGAAGAACAAGGUUGAUGAGCUUCUGGAAUUGCUUAAUUCGGCUGAUGCAGAAAAAGAAGCCACUUCUCUUCAACUUGCCUCUCACAUGAAUACCAUCACUGAAUUAACUGAGCAACACUCGAGAUCUUUUGAGCAGCACUCUGCUGCUGAAGCUCGUCAUUUGCAGGCUGAAGAACAGUUGAAGGAAACAAGUGGUAGACUAGCUGAGAAAGAGAAGGAAGUCGAGGAGUUGGGUGCACGGUUGAGUGCCCUUGAAAACCAAGUGAAAGCAUAUGAGGAGGAGGUUCGUGAAGCAUCUGUGAUAACGGGGUCUAGAGAGGCGGAGAUAGAACAGUUAAAGGAGACUGUUGCUAAAUUAGCUGAUAAAGAGGCUGAAAUUCAGUGAAAUACUUGUAGCUCUUGAAGGCCAAGUGAAAAAGUAUGAAGAGAAGGCUCAUGAAGCAGAGGGAAUUGCUGAAUCAAAUGAAGUUGAAAUUAGAGAGAUGGUUGAAAAAUUAUCUCAGACAGAUUGAAGUUACAGAAUUGAAGGAGAAACUUGCUUCCUUGAAGGCCAAGUAAAAGGUUUAUACAGAAGAAGCCGGUCAAGUAUCUGGGAUCGCUGAAUCUAGAAAUGUUCAAAUUGAAGACCUGGUUGGGAAAUUAAGUAAAAAGGAGUUUGAAGUAUCGGGGCUAAUGAACUCAUAAAUCCUAAUGGUAUGUCAUAUCCUCUUUUGGUUGUUUAUGCAUCAUAAAGUUAUGAAACUGAUUGAGAUGUUCUCUGUAUUUAAGUAUAGGACCAUUAUACUACAAGUGUGUUUAUCAUCUGUUCUAUCAGUAUAAUCCUUACUCAGCUAUAUGGGGGAAUAUGACUUGGGUUCAUUCAAUCUCACAUGAUCUUGUCAACUAGAUUCACAUUGAACACGCCCUUAACCCAACCGAGCCUUAUGAAUUGGGUUGCUGCUACUCCAGGUCUGUCACCAUGCUCCCUGGAGGAAAACCUGUCAUUUUCUAUACUGGUGCAGACACUUAGAAUUUUCAGUCACAGAAUUUGGCAUUCCCUAAGGACCCCGCUGAUCCCCAUCUAACCUAAAAGGUUAAGUCGCCUCAUAAUCCUGUAAUUGCUGAAACAGAUGGUGACAUUGAUUCUAGCAAUUUCAUAGAUCCUACAACUGCUUGGCAAGCUGCUGAUGGUGCUUGGCACGUUCUUAUAGGCGGAAAGGUAGAUGGCUGAGAAAUGGCAUUUUUGUGCCAGAGUAAAGAUUUUGCUAAUUGGACUAGAAGUGAAGUCUCUUCACUUAUCAGCAAAAACCGGAAAGUGGGAGUGUCCAGAUUUCUUUCUUGUGAGCAUUGAUAAUAAAGAUGGAGCAGAGAACUAUUUUAUGAAGGAAAAUACCAAAUUUGUUCUUAAGGCAAGUUUUCUUGAUCGUGGGCUUUUAUAAGGCCGUAACAAAUGAAUUUGAGGUGGACAAUACUGACUUCAUGGAAGGUAUUACUGAUUGGAGAUAUGAUUAUGGAAGUAAAUAUUAUGCUUCCAAGACAUUUUUCGAUGGUGAGAAAAAAACGGCAAACGUUGUGGGUGCGGAUAUUGGAGGCUGAUGGUAAAGCAAAUGACAAGAAAAAAAGGGUGGUCAGGGCUUCAGAAACCUCUCUCUCUCUCUCCUCCAUUGAAGCGCACUCAGAGUUCUCCAUUGAAGUCGCUUGUCAGCUUCUCAUCUCAGAGUGAAUUUGAACAAAUGGGACAGAAAAAAGAUAGAGGAGAAACGAGUAAAAGUGUUCGAGAAGUUUUAGAGAUAGAGGAUUUUCAUCCAAAUCAAGUUUCCGAUAAAGAUAAGUUCUUUUUAGAUCUUAAGCAUUCUAAUGCUCCUUGGAAAAUGAUUGAGAUGAUUUUGUAUUCUAGGUUUUGUAUCGGUUAUAUGGGUCAUAAGUGUAAUGUGAAGAAAGAUAUGCCCCAAUUGAAAUGUGGCGAAUCAAUUGAUUAUAAAGAAGGGUGUUUUUUCAUAGUGACUCUAUGUUCAGAAGAGAACUUUUCAGUUGAUAUUUUGGUACACAAACCAUCAAUUAAUAUGUUGGCUGUAGGGGUUGGGGGAAAUUGGUGGAAAGUAAACGAUUUUGAGGAUUUUGGUUUUCGGUUUACGAGUGCAAAAAUGCUUCCUUUUAAAAGUGAAUAUGACCCACUUCCUGUUGAGUUUAGUGCUAGUUUGAUUCAUGAAUGCAUCAUUAGAAUCUUCAAUGGAGCUAAAAAUGAGAUGGAGGGUACAGAAAAGUAUUACAAACUUCUCUGUGUUGUGAUUUCGGAGAGUAUUAGGUUUAAUGCAAUUCUGAAAGUAAUGCAUAAGGUAUUACUAAAUGUGGAAAAGUCUUAUAAACUUAAUGACCUUCAGUGUUGGCUCAUAAAAUAUUGGUUAAAAACUGAGUCGCAUGUGGAUAAUGUUUGACCUUGGAUAUGGAUGGAAUCCCAAAAAGUUGGUAGCCCCUGAUGAUGUUUCCGAUCCUAUUAAGGUUAAGGAACUCCUUGGUAUUAUCAAAUGUCCUCAAUCUGCUGUGAUUUUGGAUGAUGUGAGAUCUUUGCCAGUGAUUUCGGAUGAUGGCAAAAUAUUAGUUGGCUUAGAAUCCAUAGAAAUUUUGCUUGAGAUUGUGCAAAGAGGGUCACGUGAUGCAAGGCUAGAGGGUAAAUUGAACCCGUCAGAAAGUGAAAAUAAUUUUAAGGCAAAUAAUAAAUUUGUCGAAGAGAAUAAAAAAAAGAUUUUGAAGCUGAUGCAUGAAACGGAGGCGGAAAGUUAAGUAACAUUUCCUUGCAAUUGUACAUAUAUCCUAUGAAAGGUCUGCCUCUUUUCAGCAUAAAUCUAAUGCCAAGACUGGGUUGAGGGGCAUCCAUAUGUUCAACCGACCGGUAGUGUGUGAUAGAUCAUCAGUCACAACCACCUCAAGCAAAGCAGUAGCAACAUCGAGAUAGGCUUAGCAAUAAAAGUGAAAGAAGACCAAGCAUGAAGGCUGCACUACUUUUUGGAAGGCAUCUAUAAUCAGCAAGGCAUGACAUCUGAAUGUGCCUUUCACCAUUUUGGAAACAUAACUUUAGACUAAUGCUUUCCCAACUUUUGUAGUAACUAUUUUUAGAUUGUAAUAUAUAAUGAAGCUGUUGAGCAUGUAAGGGGGUAUCGAGAAAAUUGUGAGAAACAUUUGGAGAGUUGUAACCUCAAGUUACAAAGAGAUUCAUAGCCUAAAGCUAUCCUAUCCUUUUGGAUUACAUUGUAAUUGCUACUACUAGUAUUACAUUGUAUUCUUAAUAUUAUAAUCCAGCCAUCUUCUGCUUGUGCUGCUAACCUUGGUUACUUGUUGAUGUGUCAUUCCAUUUGAACUUGCUGAGUUCGUCCGGCUGAACUGGUUGGCAUCCGGCUAGUUCCUGUCAUAGUGAUAUCGGGUCAGAGUAUGUGGCCGCUAGAGAUCUGGCCUUGUUUGCACUCGACAAUACAGAAGCCCUCAUGAUCGAAUGGCUGAAAAUACAGUCAGGCAUUCCUGAUCACGAUGCACCUUCCAGUAUCAGGGUAAAAUCUGUAAGAGGUCAGAUAUCAACCCAGGAUUUACUACUUCGACGGCUCUUCCGAUAUGGUAAUUGAUUGUUGGAUCUUUCUAUUUCAAUAGCUGAGUGGUUAAGACUGGAUGCUGGAAUAUCAGGUGGUGAAAAUCAGGAUGAUAAAGAGUACAAUGAAUGUUCUAAGAGCUUAUCAUGCCAAAUGUAGUUAUUAUCACAACAAAUCGUCUGGAGAAGAUAACACAGAAUGGAUCAAGAAAUUGCGGGAUUUUUGGAGAUAAUCUUACAAUAGUCAUGGUGAUGCAGCUCAGAGAUCCACUCCGAAACAAUGCACCAGUUGGUGGCCCAAUGCUCAGUCUAAUUCAAGUGAAGAGACUAAUCGAACCUGUGACUCGUUAACAUUGGAAGAUGACAGAGGGAGAAGGCAUCGUUUCCAGGUUCAGAUUAGACGAAGCUCAUAUUGCAGGAUUGUAUAUGGUAUCUGAUAAUCUAGUUAUAUGGUCUUCUAGGAGACUAAACAAUUAGGAUCUCAGUGGUUGCUUGCUAUUGGUUUGAUCAAGAACUGUAAUUCUCAGUUUUCAAAGUCAAAGGAAAUAAUGAGAAUCUCCUCACAAGUGCUUAGAAAAC